AUGCCUCCCUCCUGGACCAUCGCGAUCGGGUGCGACGAUGCCGGCUCCGAGUACAAGGAGCUCAUUAAAGCCGAUAUGGAGAAGGACCCGCGCGUCAAAGCGGUCAUCGAUUGCGGGGUCACCAAGGGGUCUGAUGACUUCAAGACGCCCUACCCGCACACGGGUGUGGCGACGGCGCGGAAGGUGGCGAGUGGGGAGGCGGACCGGGCGCUGCUGAUUUGCGGGACGGGGAUGGGGGUCGCGAUUGCCGCUAAUAAGGUCAAGGGGAUCAGGGCAUCAGUAGCGCACGACUCGUUCUCCGUCGAGCGGCUCGUCAAGUCAAACAACGCCCAGGUGCUCUGCCUCGGCCAAAGAGUCAUUGGCAUCGAAGUAGCGAGAAAGCUGGUUGGCGAGUGGCUGGGCCACGAGUUUGACCCUACAUCAGCGAGCGCGGCAAAGGUGGCGGUGAUAGGGGACUAUGAGAAUGAGGCGUAG
Molecule: messenger RNA, 474 nt
Organism: Dioszegia hungarica
Lineage: Eukaryota; Fungi; Basidiomycota; Tremellomycetes; Tremellales; Bulleribasidiaceae
Exons: 2
Coding region: 1-474 (157 amino acids)
Biological process (GO): carbohydrate metabolic process
Cellular component (GO): intracellular anatomical structure
Molecular function (GO): isomerase activity
Source: RefSeq, a predicted model, not a curated record